CAACAUGGCCGCUGUGCAGGAGGCUGAAGUGCAAGUGGACGGCGGCGAGCCGAAACUCAGUAAGAAGUGGUGGUAAUCCUUAGUUCCGGGGUGUUCUGCCAUGUUGAUGCAAGCUGCUGUAAGGCUUGUUAGGGGGUCCCUGCGCCGAACCUCCUGGGCACACUGGGGUCAGAGGGAGCUGCGACUGGGUCAACUUGCUCCUCUCCCAGCGUUUCACAAGGACAAGCCACUUUCUGAUAAAGGAAGUGAACUAAAAAGACGCCUGAAAGCUGAGAAGAAGGUAGCCGAAAAGGAAGCCAAGCAGAAGGAGCUCAGUGAGAAACAGCUGUGCCAGGCGGCAGCUGCUUCCACCAACCACAGCACCGACAAUGGUGUUAGCACCGAGGAGGAAAGCCUGGACCCAAAUCAAUACUACAAGAUCCGCAGCCAAGCAGUUCAGCAACUGAAGACCAGUGGGGAAGACCCCUACCCCCACAAGUUCCACGUGGACAUCUCACUCACACACUUCAUCGAAGAGUACAGUCACCUGCAGCCUGGGGACCACCUGACUGACAUCACCCUCAAAUUGGCAGGUCGGGUCCAUGCCAAGAGAGCUUCUGGGGGUAAGCUCAUCUUCUACGACCUGCGAGGAGAGGGGGUCAAAUUGCAGGUCAUGGCCAACUCCAGGAACUAUAAAUCAGAAGAAGAAUUUAUUCGUAUCAAUAACAAACUGCGUCGGGGAGACAUAAUUGGAGUGCAGGGGAACCCAGGGAAAACCAAGAAGGGGGAGCUGAGCAUCAUUCCCCAUGAGAUCACACUGCUGUCCCCCUGCCUGCACAUGCUGCCGCACCUGCACUUUGGCCUCAAGGACAAGGAGACACGCUAUCGCCAAAGAUACCUGGACCUGAUCCUGAAUGACUUUGUGAGGCAGAAAUUCAUCGUCCGCUCUAAGAUCAUCACGUAUAUCAGAAGUUUCUUGGACGAGUUGGGAUUCUUAGAGAUCGAAACUCCCAUGAUGAACGUCAUCCCAGGGGGAGCGGUGGCCAAGCCCUUCAUCACCUACCACAACGAGCUAGACAUGAACUUGUAUAUGAGGAUUGCUCCAGAGCUCUACCAUAAGAUGCUGGUGGUUGGCGGCCUGGACCGGGUGUAUGAGAUCGGGCGCCAGUUCCGGAACGAAGGCAUCGACUUGACUCACAAUCCCGAGUUCACCACUUGUGAGUUCUACAUGGCCUAUGCCGACUACCACGAUCUCAUGGAAAUUACGGAGAAGAUGGUCUCAGGGAUGGUGAAACACAUCACAGGCGGGUACAAGGUCACCUACCAUCCCGAGGGCCCCGAGGGCCAGGCCUAUGAGAUUGACUUCACCCCACCCUUCCGACGAAUUAGCAUGGUAGAGGAGCUGGAGAGGGUGCUGGGUGUGAAGCUGCCAGAAACGAGCCACUUUGAAACGGAAGAAACUCGGAAACUCCUGGACGACAUCUGUGUCAACAAAGCUGUUGAAUGCCCUCCUCCUCGGACUACAGCCAGGCUCCUUGAUAAGCUUGUUGGCGAGUUCCUGGAAGUGACCUGCAUCAACCCCACCUUCAUCUGUGAUCAUCCGCAGCUCAUGAGCCCCUUGGCCAAAUGGCACCGCUCCAAACAGGGUCUGACGGAGCGCUUUGAGCUCUUUGUCAUGAAGAAGGAGGUGUGCAAUGCCUACACGGAGCUGAACGACCCCCUGCGGCAGCGGCAGCUGUUUGAGGAGCAGGCCAAGGCCAAGGCUGCUGGUGACGAUGAGGCCAUGUUCAUCGACGAGACCUUCUGUACUGCCCUGGAGUACGGGCUGCCCCCGACAGCUGGCUGGGGCAUGGGGAUCGACCGCGUCACCAUGUUCCUCACAGACUCCAAUAACAUCAAGGAGGUGCUGCUGUUCCCUGCCAUGAAGCCUGAAGACAGGAAGGAGAAUGCAGCAUCUGCCCAAACGCAGGAGGAGAACACCCCGGUGGGCACCUCUGUUUAAGAAACAGUAGCUGCAAGUCACGUGACAUCUUUGCCUUGCUGUGAAAGGGCAAGACUGCCGGGGCACUGUCCAUGUGCGCGCUGCUCUGUUUGCCACCACGGUCGGCUCCGACAGCUGAGGCGAGAAGAGGGAUCGAGAGCUCCUUCUUAUCAAAUAAACCACUGGUCUCUGCUCUUUUCUCUUA
Messenger RNA from Echinops telfairi (small Madagascar hedgehog), 2165 nucleotides. It is a transcript of the gene KARS1, whose product is annotated as lysyl-tRNA synthetase 1. The coding region runs from base 101 to 1981 and encodes 626 amino acids. Lineage: Eukaryota; Metazoa; Chordata; Mammalia; Afrosoricida; Tenrecidae. The transcript is spliced from 15 exons. Gene Ontology annotation, biological process: lysyl-tRNA aminoacylation; basophil activation involved in immune response; positive regulation of macrophage activation. Gene Ontology annotation, cellular component: cytosol; aminoacyl-tRNA synthetase multienzyme complex; cytoplasm. The record is from RefSeq and is a predicted model, not a curated record. Gene Ontology annotation, molecular function: ATP binding; tRNA binding; lysine-tRNA ligase activity.